Molecule: messenger RNA, 2914 nt
Organism: Daphnia magna
Lineage: Eukaryota; Metazoa; Arthropoda; Branchiopoda; Diplostraca; Daphniidae
Product: serine proteinase stubble
Exons: 11
Coding region: 936-2384 (482 amino acids)
Biological process (GO): proteolysis
Molecular function (GO): serine-type endopeptidase activity
Source: RefSeq, a predicted model, not a curated record
CGGCACGACGUCAUUUGUUAUUCUUCUUCCGUAGGCUAUGCUCUCGAUUUCUAUACGGAUGGGCCACUUCCGCUUAUCGUACCUACCUGGACACGUUUCAUUUCGUAUUCUCUCUGCCAUUUGUUUUUAGGUCAAAUCUCUAACUUGUUUCAGACAAGCAAAGUCGGAGCUCGGCCUCCGUGACCGCCUACUAUUCACCCGAAUAGAAAAGAGAGAAAAAAAACCUUGAUUGUCAUCAAUUUCAUUCUCCGUUUUUAAUUUUAUAGCUUUCUCUUGUUGUUCAGGUACCUGUGGAGUGUAAUUAUUUUCAACCGACGUAUUAUGCUUUUUUUAUGCCGAUUCGUCUGAUUAGUAGCAUCAUCGCGUUUGGUUAUUUUCGCGGUGAGCAGCGGCUGUGGUAUUCUUGUAAUAGAUUUUUCCGUCUCUUACCAACGGAAGGAGAAAAUACUGUAAAGAAAAAAAAAACAGCGUUUGAGAAGAGAGGCAGCAGUAACCAACUAAAAAAAUGGGGAGUUUUGUGGAGAAAAUUGAGGACGAAGACUUUCUCCAUUGCCUGCGAGGCGAAAAUCUCUCCUGCUGGGAGCGCGCUCCUCCAGUGAGAGGGUUGGCUUGUCGGUGGAGAAUAAAGAAGACUCCAGCGCAUAGUAUACUUUUCCUACUAUCCGCGCGCAUUGCAUUCAGCACCGACGAUCUCACUCUUCAAUGGCUCGACCUGCAGCCAAGUUCAACAGUUGAGCCGACCGAUCCAACUCGAUAGUUCUUCUAGGUCUGCUCUCCGAUACGCUACGUCGAAACCAUCCAUUUCGUCCAAGUCUGUUGCCGAGACGAGUGUGUCAUCACUUCUGUUAAAUCUAAUCAACUUCAGGAUCUUCGGCUAAGUGAAUUGCAACCACGAAUUCUACAGUUUGAAGUUGACAACUUUACCCGUUUCGAUCAUGCGGAUAUCCGGGUACUUUCUAUUGCUCCUAACAUUGGAGCUGAUCGCGCUGGCAACGUCCGCGACUUCGGGGCUCAAGCACCAACAUCCGGCCCUUCGAACAGGUUUUCGGUCGGGUUUCCGCCGAUCAUCCUGGAUCGCCGCCACUGCAGCUGCCAACGAUGCUCAUGGUACGACAUCCCAUGGUCACGACGAUACCUCACGAGCCAUUCAAGUGAGUGGAGAUAAUGCAAACACGCUUAAGGAGAUGCCAACUAAAGGCGGCCGAGAAGAGAAGGAGCAAGCGACGGCUAUUGCUACCACGACGAUCGCUACUCCGACUACCUCUUUGGCAAUUAUAGAGCCAAACGACGAGGAUUUGGUGACAACGUCUGAAAACCUCUGGAAAGAAGACACUUUGACUAAUGAGGCGGAAUCUUCCCCGUCCCAGCAGACUACCAUUCGCAAUACGAGUGAUGCUCGGGGUAUUUUCAGCAACAUGGUCAAAACACUCAACAAAUUGAUACAACCAAACUGCGAGUAUAAGGGUGUCAAGUACAAUUGCGGCCUGAGUUUGGCCUGCACCCUAGCAGGCGGUGUAACUAAGGAUCUUUGCAACGGUGGUCCUCUCUGGCAGUGUUGCGUGCCGAAAUCCGCCGACAAUGAGAAUACUGUCCAGACUCCAGUGUUUUCACUGAAUGACGCAAAAUGCGGAUUGACCUAUACCCGUAUGAAUCGGAUUGUCGGUGGUCACGAUACAAGCUUUGGGAAAGUUCCGUGGCAGGCGUCGAUCGUCAAGACAAGUUACCUCUCAAGGAGAGUGUCGUGUGGUGGUGCGCUAAUCAACAACCGCUGGGUAAUCACGGCCGCUCACUGCGUGCACAGCACGGCAACAUCGGGAAUUCGAGUUCGACUAGGUGAAUGGAAUAUGAAAGACACCAACGAACCUCAACCUCACGAGGACUACGACAUUGAACGCAAAGAGGUGCAUCCUAGCUACAAUCCGGCUGACUUCCAGAAUGACAUCGCCUUAUUAAAGCUCAAACGCGAUGUAGUGUACAAGGAGCACAUCAUCCCGGUUUGUCUACCACCAGCCAAAGCCAAUUAUGUCGGUCAAACAGGAACCGUCACCGGAUGGGGCCGCACAGCUCACGGUGGAGCGACAGUUCCGGACGUUUUGCAGGCAGUUGACGUCCGUGUCAUCGACAACAGCGACUGUCAGAAAUGGUACAAAGAUGCAGGCAGGAGGGAGACUAUCUAUAAUGUUUUUACGUGUGCGGGAUACAAGGAGGGAGGCCGUGAUUCUUGUCAGGGUGAUUCCGGAGGACCGUUGACUAUCGAUAAGGAUGGUCGUUCCACCCUCAUUGGCCUUGUCUCGUGGGGUAUUGGGUGCGCUAGGGAGUCGCUGCCAGGAGUUUAUACCAAUAUCCCCCAUUUCGUUGACUGGAUACAGCAAAACAUUCGCUAGUCAAUUUCAUCACCAGAAGCACAAAAUUAAUCGGAUAACGUUCGCCCAAGACAGAUCCAGAAAUUAUUCCGUCUAAUGUUUCAAAAUUACUACCAUUUAUUAUUUAGUCUUGCCUUGAUUAUUUUAUUCUUGUUUAUUUUCCGUUAUUUACGCUCUCGGCGACAGUUCACGGACAGGAUUCCAUGACACACUGUAAAUAGGUCGAUCACACGUGCAAAUGAUUCAGUGCAUUCUUUCCCCAAUGAUUGUGAACCUCCCGAUCCCUCUAGGGCUGCCUUUCGCCGCAGCGCAGUCGUGCCUUCUUUGUUCCCUAUCCCUUUUUACCGAAAUAUCGUGCAUUGCCGAAACAAAUCCUUCAUGUUGUGCAUUCAUAUAAUUUAGAGGUAUAUCUGAAUGUGUUGUGUGCCUGUGUGCAUAAGAGGCAAAUCGUUUCCAGAAUUAUAUACCAUAUUUUGAGUGCUGCUAAAAAGCAAACGAAUAAAUGGAGAGGAAAAAGACUUUUUUAGCAAAUACACAUUUCAUAGCACCAA